GCGGUUAGCCUGCUCCUUUCCCGGAAAAUCCCAAAAAAGCCGUUAACGGUCGAACCAAGAGCUGUCAACACGCGGCCUUGUGAUUGGCUCUAAAAUGACAGAGUCAGCAAACGGACCAAUCGGAGCUUGUUGCGAUGGGAGUCCUGCGCGAGCCCACUGCAAUUAUGCAAAUUGACAUUUGCCUCCUCCUCGCGGUCCGAUGAGGGGACUUGAGGUUUGAGACUUCAGGGAAAUUUAACAGAAUCUGAAAGCAAAAGCAGCCCACGGAGGGACGCGGACACACGCGGGACGUCUACAGUUGAAAUGGUUCGCUCUGCUUUCGCGAGUCCUGCCUGAGGUCCAGCGCUGGUUGGGAUGUCAUGUCAGGAAGUUGCCAGAAGCCGGUGGUAGCGUGUUAGUGCGAACAUUUUCGCCGGCCUGGGCUGUUCCCUUUGUCUGACAGGAGAGGCAACGGCGUGCUCUUUUGUUUGGGGUCUUUCUUUGUUUAACUGCAAAAAGAGGACCGUGUCUGUUUUUUCGUGGAGGCCGUCCCGAGGUUGACUUGAUUUUGAAACAUGCAAUACAUGAAGAAAUAUUUCACAGAAGGUUUGAUUCAGUUCACGAUCCUACUUAGUUUGAUAGGCGUUCGCGUGGAUGUCGAUUCCUACUUGAACGGAUACUCGCCGCUGAUAAUAGAGACUGACGGAGGGCCGAGCUCAGCUUUCAUACAGACUCCGCUUCACCAUUACCGGGACACGGCGGACGGUUAUCAAGUGCACCCCAAAUGCCCGGAGUUCGACUACCACUUGGUGAGCCGAAGGCUGCUGAAUGAAGUACGCGCUCUCGGCUCUCCUGCCCGCUUCCCCACUCGCCUCAGCGCGUGGCUGGUGCAUCUGGUACCCGGUGGCCAGGAGCGGGACGAACCACAAGAGAACAGCGGGAACCAGGACGCAGGAGAGCUCGACGGCCAGAACUCUUCUGGAGACGAAGCUGACGAUAAUAACGCCGGGGCAUGCCAAGCAGAGGAGGAGGCUGUGAAAGAUGAGGAUGAAGAGCUCAGUCUUGAUCCACUGAGCCAGCUCACUCAUAGCUCGACGCUGGAGCAAGAGGGAUUGUUUAGUAGCAGUAUUCUGCCUCCUCCUCUAUCUGGGCUUGAGAUCCAUCCUCAAUGGCAGGACCUCCUGUCAGAUUUUGAUGCUUUUGACUCGUUGAUCCCACAGCACAUCUCCAAUCUGGAUGUGGAUAUCCCGAAUCCCAUUAGCUAUAAUGCCAGCCUCCAAGAUGCAAUGGUAACCAGUGGUGGAGAUUACAGACCAGACCCACAAGGAGGUGGAUUGCAGGCCACAUCUCACCAAAGAGCAUCAUUCUUCCGUCUAGAAUCAACUAACUUGUCUCACUCAGACACUCCACCUGGAGCAGCAGGUGCUCUGCCGCUCCCUCUGUUCUCCUUAUCAGGGAACAGCUCUCACAAUGAAACCUCCCAUUCAAGGGUGGGGGGUUAUCUGGACGAGGCUGUGUUUGAACAGAUAAAUCUCCUGGGUCUGGAAGGACUGGGAAGCAUGGACUCUCAGCUGCUAAACAGGAUGGAGGGCAGUAUCAAUUCUCCAUGGCUGGAGGACUUUGACUCAGACUCUGGUCUAUCACUGGAGAGCAGUUACAGAAGCCCAGCCUCUACAUCUGCCUCAUCGUCUUCAGAUUCAUUUUGCGAAGAUGAGGGUGGAGCCACGGGUUACAGUAGUGAAGUGGAGUCGCUCUCUACUAAGGGAGGGGCCUGUGCGUCAGCAUGCUAUGACUGGACGCCACUGGACCUCAGUGAGAAUAUCUGGCAUGACCACACCUACUCACUCCAGAUGCCUGAAGACCACACCCCUCACAGCUGGGCCCCACCUGUCAAAGGUAUUAAACAAGAAAUGCUAAGCGAAGAUGAAUGUGAACCAGAGGAACUGAGUCGGGAUGGGCGGCGCCUUCAGGCUUUAGGUCUUCCCUUUUCCGCUCCUCAGAUUGUGAACAUGCCUGUGGAGGACUUCCUGGAGCUGUUGGAAGGACGAGGCCUGUCCAUGUCUGAAAUCACACUACUGCGGGACGUGCGCAGACGGGGGAAGAACAAGUUAGCUGCUCAGAACUGCCGGAAAAGAAAGUUGGACGCCAUCUUGGGUCUUCAGGAAGAGGUGGAUGCUCUGGCAGCUCAGCGAAACGCCCUCCUACGUGAGCGGUCUCGGACUGCCAAGGCGCUUUCUGCUGCAGCAGAGAGUUUUGAAGCCUUUUCGCAGGACGUCUUGAGACAGCUGCGGGAUGAGUAUGGACAGCCCCUGAACCCAGAGCAGUACACAAUUCACUGUGGCGCAAACGGACGGAUAGCUGUCCGACCUCGUACGCACGCAAGAACCACCACCACAGGGGGCAAGACUGUGAAGAGGAAGAAGGAUAAAAAACCCUAAGAGAUUUGUGUGUGUGUUUGUGUGUUUGUGUGUGUGUGUGUAUACAGAAUGUAUAUGUGUGCUUCCUGAAGGGAUAUUUGGACUUGGACUUCUACUGAAUUUCCUUUCCUGCAGUUAGCUGUCAUGGGAUAUUUGUGGAUCAUUCCUGUUAUUCAUGGCUUCACAGGAGAAUAGAAAGACUGUUGGCAAUUUUAAAUUACAGCACCCUAGACUACAGUUCUCUGCUUAAAAGAAUGUAGCAAAAACACUGGACGUGUAUAGGAGUGUCUCAGAGUAUUUUUAAAAAAACGACUUGAAGACAUUUAUCCUUUUAUUUUUUACAGUAGCUGCAAAAAGAAAAUCGUUACUAAGUACAUUUCUUUGCAACUAAUGUAAAGAUGGGCGUAAGAGGCAGGUAGUCACUGGAUAACUUUGCCAAAAAAAAAAAAAACUCGUGCAUUGUUGUUGCUACUCUGGAAAGGUAUGAAUAUACAGUAGCCACAGUCAAGCAUGACUUUAAUUUGUGUAAUUUAAACUUGACCACAUGCUGCCCCUGACUUCCAUCUGAAAGGGUGCAUCAUGCCAUAAUUAAAACCAUUACAAGUUACUUGUAAGCAAAACAGUGUGUAGUUUUACUGCUGUAGUCAUCAUAAACACAGAUGACGCAGUUAUCUCCUACGUGCAUGAUGGUUCCUGCCUCAGCUGUGAGACUGAAGGCUAAGCACCCUCUGGUGGGAAGCUGCCUGUUGAUGGGGCUUACACAAUAAUGUGUACUUACUGCAGUGAUUAGGCUCCUCUCCUUGUUAAGCAAUUCUUUUGUUUCCAAGUGUUUACAACCACAUGACUGUUACUCUCUGGCCUUCCUCCUUUGAUUAUUCCACUUGUAGCUGUAUUAUUUCAUAUUUACCGUAACGGGAACAGUUUUGCGUCUUCAGUUCAAAAACUUUGUUUUUUGAAAAUGUGUUUUCUUUUUUUUUUUGUAAUGUCUGUCUUUACAGUUUUUAUGCCAAUUACACAUUCUGUGUUUUGAAUGAAAAUCACAUCAGCGCAAACCUUCAGAAAUAUGCCUUGUCCCUGAAGAGCACAAGACGUUCUAGACAUUUGCCUAAAUCUUUUGGAGCUUUCUGAGUGGUGAUUCUUGGUGAUUCGUUCUACCUCAUAACAUGACCACUAGGUCACCAAAGUUAAAAAAAGAUUCAUGGAAGAGAGAGACAGAAUUACCCCAGCCCCCACUUCAUUGCUUAUCUGCCCAGUGUAUUUUAGGGGAGAGGGGGCACCGAUUUCUCUACAUACAAAUGAUUCUUCUGGAAAAGCAGUGCAAGUCAAAAUCAUGUUCUGUAGUACUUAAGGAUUUCCAUAAGACAAAUAAAGGAAAAAAAAUCAAGUAACUGCUUUUCAGUUCUGGUUUGUACUUGGGACCCUCUUAACAUUUCAGCUUAUUUUAUUGGAGAGGAAAAAAAAAAAAUCAAUACCUUUACCUUGUAGUAAGCCCCUCCACCUCUGUCCAUUUCAUAGACUGAGGUUAUACUAUAUGUUCAAUGUUAGUUUGUUGAAAUAGAGUUCUCCUUGCUUUAAGGGAGUACUUUGGUUUUAAAAAAAAAAAAAAUCACUUCCCCUUCAAACCCCAAAUGUUGUCCAUCAGCAGACGUGGUUGGUGUCUGUAGUUUAUUUCUUCAGUUUGCACUGGAGCGGUGAGGCUAAUGUGGCUAAUAAGGGUGUAAUGAUUUACAAAAUCCUGAUUUUGUUUUCAUACAAUAGUCAAAAAAAAAAGUACAUUUGAAACUAAGCUGUGCUUUGUAGUGUCCCAGUCUAGUGCUCUAGCCACAUUAAAGGAGAAUUCCACA
Messenger RNA from Pygocentrus nattereri (red-bellied piranha), 4240 nucleotides. RefSeq names its product nuclear factor, erythroid 2-like 3 (gene nfe2l3). Gene Ontology annotation, biological process: regulation of transcription by RNA polymerase II. NCBI's taxonomy places the organism in Eukaryota, Metazoa, Chordata, Actinopteri, Characiformes, Serrasalmidae. The record is from RefSeq and is a predicted model, not a curated record. Bases 555 to 2417 code for a protein of 620 amino acids. The transcript has 4 exons. Gene Ontology annotation, cellular component: nucleus. Gene Ontology annotation, molecular function: RNA polymerase II cis-regulatory region sequence-specific DNA binding; DNA-binding transcription factor activity, RNA polymerase II-specific.